Molecule: messenger RNA, 888 nt
Organism: Fomitopsis serialis
Lineage: Eukaryota; Fungi; Basidiomycota; Agaricomycetes; Polyporales; Fomitopsidaceae
Exons: 2
Coding region: 329-808 (159 amino acids)
Molecular function (GO): protein binding
Source: RefSeq, a predicted model, not a curated record
CUAGUUUCCUUCACUUGCGUACGAUUCCUUCUGGCUGCAACCAGGGAGACUGAGUUACAGCUACUUCCAGUGAGAUACCUCUCACGACAGUUUGGUUGCGGAGGCAGACUCAUACUACUAAUACACCUCACUGGCUCAGAUCUAGCCAUCGAUAUCGGCACGACAGUAUAGAGCUCUCGGUUGCAACAUAUUAGCAUACCUCCGUGUUCAAACGUUCAAGCGUUCAAACGUUCAACGUUCAACCUCCGUGUCACCGCACUUCCGCGAGGCGCUGGCAUAGUUCUAGUGGCUGCUAUCACGACUACAGCUGCGCACAAGACUCGAAGAUAUGUCACGCAUCGAGUUGCCAAUCGAAAUCCAAGAGCAAGUCCUCGAUCACCUACACGAUGACCCGCUCACUCUGAGAGCCUGCAGCCUGACGUGCCUCGCCUGGGUACCGACGACGAGACUUCAUUCAUUCAGACUCGUCCGGCUGCGUGGCAAGAGACACUGCCUGCGUUUCCUCCGCGUUAUCGAGUCCACUAGUACUCCGGAGGCAUACGGUCAUCAUGAUGUGGGAGUAGGCGUGCUCGUCCGGGAGCUGCACCUGUCGACCAUGGGUCUUCGCCAGGUGGGUGUGAAGGAAGGGCUACGAUUUGACUUGCUACGCCAAAUCCUGCGUCAUCUACCAAACGUCGAGCUCCUCGGCAUGCAAUCCUUCGAUCUCUUCAGUUGUGCGAAGCUGCUCACUCCAGAGGCCCGGGACACCGGCAUCGAACUGCGGGACACGAUCGCCUCCAUCUUUCCCUUUCCUCGGUUGACCAUUUGACUUCUGUGGAGCAUGGCCGCUGGCUUCCCCUCACAAGCAUUGCACCUGAUCUCCGCAUUCCCGGCCUUGGCUACUCUGGA